AUGGGACAGUUUUUGCGAACAUGGAUGGCAACAGACCUCAAGGUACGUUACCUAGCAACACUGAGAGAAAAAUCCUUAAAGAGCAAGUACAAGCCUCACCUUGAGGAUGUGGUUAGGAGUAUGGGAGGACCAAACCCAGGAAAGAGAAAGAGAGGGAAGAGGAGAAAAGGGCGGCCCAUUCAUACGAUUCUAGGUGGAGAGGAUGGGUAUGGGGGAGCUCAAGCCAACAAGGAUGUCUCUACAAUUGGUCGACCGAUCGAUCAAAUACCCCAAAGGAAUUGUAGAGGACGUACUAGUCAAGAUAGUGAUGAUUGUUUUAGAAUAGAUGUAAUUGAUAAAUGUGUAGAGAACACUUUACAUAGCAUAGAUAAUAAUGAAAAUAAUACAGAAGAAAAAGAAAAAGAAGAUACACCACCCAAACAAGAAUUGAAGCAGCUCCCUCCUCAUUUGAAGCAUGCAUUUCUAGGUCCGUACAACCAUAACUAUAGGUUCGAUAUAGUUUCAAAUGGAGAAGAGGAAUCUGUUAGCUACCAGCUUUAUUUUAUUGAGUUCACUCCUGUUGAACGGAGAAAUAUUUCCAGGUGGUUUUUAGAUUACGAUGGAAGCAUACGGGACGCAGUGAGAACAACAAUUUUGAAUUCUGCAGCUUGCGACGGAUAUAUAACAAAAUAUGGUUUGGAAAUGGAUAGUGAUUGCUUUAGCAAUUGUUGUGUUCGCGUCAUUAGUGGGCAUAUUUCUGUAUUUGCGAUGGAAAAAACUCGAACAAGAAGCUUGACGUCAGAUAGACCAAGCGAUGCAAAUGAGCUUCAAAAUAGCGGUAACAACGGCCAUAAUUUGCAACUAUAUAGCGUUGCAUCCAUAAGAGCAGCUACCGAUUCUUUCUCAUUGCAAAACAAACUCGGACAAGGUGGUUUUGGACCUGUUUACAAGGGAAAAUUUGCAGAUGGGCAAGAAAUAGCAGUGAAGAGACUGUCCAGAACAUCAGGACAAGGGCUAAUAGAGUUCAAAAAUGAGCUUAUACUCAUUGCUAAACUACAACAUAUGAAUCUUGUGAGACUAUUAGGUUUUUGCAUCCAAGAAGAAGAGAUUGAGUACUUGCCAAAUAAAAGCCUUGACUCCUUCAUCUUUGAUCAAUCAAGAAAGCAGCUAUUAAAUUGGAGAAAGCGAUAUAAUAUCAUCGAGGGAAUAGCUGAAGGUCUAACUUACCUUCAUAAGUACUCAAGAUUAAGAAUCAUCCACAGAGAUUUGAAAGCUAGUAAUAUAUUACUUGACAAAGACAUGGUUCCCAAAAUCUCCAAAAUCUCUGAUUUUGGUAUGGCAAGAAUUUUCAGGGCAACGGAGUCUGAAGCAAAUACUAACAGGAUUGUAGGAACCUACGGUUACAUGUCCCCAGAGUAUGCUAUGGAAGGCAUUUUCUCCAUCAAAUCCGAUGUUUAUAGUUUUGGAGUUCUAACGCUUGAAAUUAUAAGUGGUAGAAGAAAUCACAGCGCUUACCAUUAUGAUCGUCCGCUCAAUCUUGUGGGUUAUGCAUGGGAGCAAUGGAAAGGAGGAAGAUGGGAACUAAUAUUAGAUCCGACGGUGAGCGAUUCAGCAUCAAACGACCAAGUUCUGAGAUGCAUUAAUGUGGCUCUGCUAUGUGUAGAACAGGAUCCUUAUGAUAGGCCAACCAUGCCAGAUGUUUUAUCUAUGUUGACUAAUGACGUACAGCUUCCAAUGUCUAAGCAGCCUGCAUUUUAUGUGGGAACUACCACUGUAAAAACAGGUGAGAGUAGUACUAAAGACUUGGCUGAAAAAUUUUCAGUAAAUGGCUUGUCCGCAACCGAUAUGGUUGGUCGAUAAAUCAUCGUUUAUUAUUGUAUUUUUUUUAUUUUAAUUAUCCGGUGUCCUAAGUCCACUGAUCCGAUUAAUUCGGAUUCACUUUGAAUAGAUCUACAAAGAGAGGUAGAGCGUUCCCUUCCUAGUGUUUAAAGAGACUCUAUUUCCUAUAAUAAUCAAUGUGGAAUGUAUACGCGCUUCGAGUAUAGUUAUAUUACAUUAUUUAAAUAA
Messenger RNA from Jatropha curcas, 2046 nucleotides. Lineage: Eukaryota; Viridiplantae; Streptophyta; Magnoliopsida; Malpighiales; Euphorbiaceae. The record is from RefSeq and is a predicted model, not a curated record.